AUGAGCAUAGAACAACUGAAGGCGCGAUUUAAUAAACUAAUUGUUUUUGCUCCAAAAGACAAGCAGAUUGAGGUAGCUAUCAAAAAGGAAAUAUAUGAUGCUGUUAUCAUUGUUACAUUUGCUGCACUUGAGCGCUUACUUCGAUUGGCUUUUAUAGCAGCGAAGCCUAAUUCUGCAGUGAGAGUAAUUGUGCGGUACGAUAAUGAAGCAAAAAUUUUGCAAGAAAUUAAGCUAGCUGGAUUUCUCCAUACCAUGAAAGUUUGUAAUGGCGUAUGGAAAGCAUAUGAUUGCGAAAAGCCAAAUAUCAAUGUGGGUGCCACAGUGCCUCUGAAAUUGCCUCCCUCAAAUAAGAAAUCGAAUGUUUGGAACAUAAAUGUGGUUGAUGAUGAUUUGAUUGAUGAAGACACACUGUUACAGGAAGAAGAUUAUGCCAAACCUAUCACGGCAACGCCAAAAAAAAAUUUCGACUCUUCUAAUGAAGUGAAGAAAAAAAGACCAUGUAAAAACUGCACUUGUGGCUUGGUUGAGAUGAUGGAAUCUGAAAAAGUUACAGCACAAGUAAAAGCUGGCAAGUCAUCAUGUGGGAAUUGUGGUCUUGGUGAUGCGUUUCGCUGUUCAACUUGUCCAUACUGGGGCUUGCCGCCCUUCAAACCUGGAGAGGAAGGCAGGAUCAAACUGAGAACAGUGGAUGACAUUUGA
This is a messenger RNA of Acanthocheilonema viteae, 699 nucleotides long. The record is from the annotation of a GenBank genome assembly. NCBI's taxonomy places the organism in Eukaryota, Metazoa, Nematoda, Chromadorea, Rhabditida, Onchocercidae.